AUGCCGUGGCUGGGUAUCGGCAUGUGGUGCAAUGGCUGCCCGCCCAGGGGAUGCGAAGACGACGAAGCUAUCAUACACGGUUACUGCUGUGGUUGUAGCUUUCCAUUAGAUAACUUACCUGUACUAUGUCCCGAAUUUCUACAGUGUCCACUCAACUUACACGGCCUGUGUCACGACUAUGAGUACAUGAUGAGGUGCUGCUGUUAA
Molecule: messenger RNA, 207 nt
Organism: Leptosia nina
Lineage: Eukaryota; Metazoa; Arthropoda; Insecta; Lepidoptera; Pieridae
Source: the annotation of a GenBank genome assembly